GCUUUCCCGCGCCCUGCCUGCCUUCUUCGCUACCUCCUCUUCCUCCAGGCUAAGGAUGGAGGAUCCCUUCAGCCCCUCAACUCUGUCGCCGGCACCCAACCUCUCCGUACCCAUCUCGCUGGGCUGGGGUCUCAACCUGACUUCCGGACAGGGAGCCCCCGCCCCGGGGCCGCCGCCGCCGCCGCCGCCCGGGCCGCCCAGCCGCCGCGUCCGCCUGGUCUUCCUGGGGGUCAUCCUGGUGGUGGCGGUGGCCGGCAACGCCACGGUGCUGUGCCGCCUGUGUGGCGGCGGCGGGCCCUGGGCGGGUCCCAAGCGUCGCAAGAUGGACUUCCUGCUGGUGCAGCUGGCCCUGGCCGACCUGUACGCGUGCGGGGGCACCGCGCUGUCGCAGCUGGGCUGGGAGCUGCUGGGCGAGCCGCGCCGGGCCGCGGGCGACCUAGCGUGCCGCUUCGCGCAGCUGCUGCAGGCAUCCGGCCGGGCCGCCUCGGCCCACCUCGUGGCGCUCAUUGCCCUCGAGCGCCAGCGCGCCGUGCGCCGUCCGCAGGGCCCGCCGCUGCCCGCGCGCGCCCUCGCCGCCCUGGGCUGGCUGCUGGCGCUGCUGCUGGCGCUGCCCCCCGCCUUCGUGGUGCGCGGGGGCGCCCCCUCGCCGCCCCCCGCCGCGCCCCCGGCCGCCCGCGCCUGGCCGGGGGGGCGUCGCUGCCGCGACAUCUUCGCGCUCCUGCCGCGCUGGCACCUGCAGGUCUACGUGCUCUACGAGGCCGCCGCGGGCUUCGUGGCGCCGGUCACGGUCAUGGGCGUCGCGGGCAGCCGCCUGCUCUGCGCCUGGUGGCAGCGCCCGCCCCAGGCCCCAUCGGCCGCGGCACCCUGGCCGGCGAGUCCCGGCCGAGCCCCCGCGCCCAGCGCGCUGCCCCACGCCAAGGUACAGAGUCUGAAGAUGAGCCUGGUGCUGGCGCUGCUGUUCGUGGGUUGCGAGCUGCCCUACUUCGCUGCACGGCUGGCGGCCGCGUGGUUGCCCGGACCGGUGGGAGACUGGGAGGCCGAGGACCUGGCGGUGGCGCUGCGCCUCGUGGGGGUGGCCACCAGCGCUCUCAAUCCCUUCGUCUACCUCUUCUUCCAGGCGGGCGACUGCCAGCUCCGGCGGCGGCUCCGGAGGCGCCUGGGCGCAGUGUGGUGCGCGCGGGAGGGUGUCGCGGAGGACGACGAGGGGGCCCUGGGCCACCAAGCGCUCCACCGCUACCGCUGGCCCCACCCCCAUUAUCACCACGCUCGGCGGGAGCAGCCAGAGCACGGCUGCUUGCGCCCACCCCCGCCGCGCCCCCGGCCGCCGCCCUGUUCCUGCGAAAGCGCCUUCUAGGUGCUCGAUGGCCAGAGACAGGUCACCAGCCGCUGUGGCACAGCCUUCACGGAACACGAGGCCGGCCCGGGUCUAUCCAGAUCAUAACAGGCAGGAGGGUCUCCGAGAGAGCGACCCUGAAGCUGUCCCCUUCCUCCACUCUCCUAUUAUAUUUCUUUCUCAUGUUGACGUUUUCCUACACUCUUCUGGUUUCUUUUCUCCCAGUUCCUCUCACAUUUCUCCAUUUGGAGAUGAGAGCGAGCCAUUGGAAAGUGGUAAAAACCAAGUUACAGAGUUAUUUCUGCAGUUCUCUUUCACAUUCCCAUAAUGUUCUGGAUAAGAUCGUUUGUUUUAGUUAAAUUGCCAAGCUUUCAUUAUUUGCUGUUAUCAUCUGUUUUUACUUCUUUUGAAUCGUGUUUAAAUCAAGUGGACCUUUAGGACCAGAGACUUUGGCUUGCUUUCUGGGAGGAAAAACAUUGCUCUCCCUGAGGAGCCGGGAGAUUGUACCAGUGAUACUGUCAGACAUGUAAUCGUGCUGUCACUUCAGAACCACAGAGUAUUUGCAAAAUAAAAACAUUUCCCA
This is a messenger RNA of Diceros bicornis minor, 1916 nucleotides long. It is a transcript of the gene GPR150, whose product is annotated as G protein-coupled receptor 150. Bases 56 to 1354 code for a protein of 432 amino acids. Gene Ontology annotation, molecular function: peptide binding; G protein-coupled receptor activity. The record is from RefSeq and is a predicted model, not a curated record. NCBI's taxonomy places the organism in Eukaryota, Metazoa, Chordata, Mammalia, Perissodactyla, Rhinocerotidae. Gene Ontology annotation, biological process: G protein-coupled receptor signaling pathway. The transcript has a single exon. Gene Ontology annotation, cellular component: membrane.